This is a messenger RNA of Emiliania huxleyi CCMP1516, 1227 nucleotides long. RefSeq lists its product as hypothetical. The record is from RefSeq and is a predicted model, not a curated record. The transcript has a single exon. Lineage: Eukaryota; Haptophyta; Isochrysidales; Noelaerhabdaceae. Gene Ontology annotation, molecular function: chloride channel activity. The coding region runs from base 1 to 1227 and encodes 408 amino acids.
AUGUCGCGCAUCCUCGCCAUGCUCGUCGCCUGCGCGUCGAGCUCUCUCGCCCUGGCUCCGGGGCCGUUGCCUGCUUCCCACGAGCUCCGCAGCAGCCACGCGGUUGGCGUUGGGGUUGCCCGGCCGCCGCUGACACCACGUGCCUCUGAGCCCCUCUUGGUGGCCACCAGCGGUGAGGCCGACCCGCAAUACGGGCUGCUAAAGUCGUUCCGGUUCGACGAGCUCCGCAUCUCCGGCCGGCAGGGCCUCCCUGGAGGGAAAAUCGACGCGCACUACUCCUCCCGAUACUGGCUCGUCUCACUCAUGAACACGCACCGCAGCCUCGUGCUGCGGCGGAUCCGGUCGCAGCUCGUGUUCAACGUCCUGGUGACAUGCCUCAUCCUCGGCGCGAGGACGGUGGGCUUCCGCCCGGCGGUUCCGAUCACGAUGCACACGCUGCUGGGAGGGUUCGUCAGCCUCCUGCUCGUCUUUCGAACAAAUUCGGCGUAUGCACGCUUCUGGGAAGCUCGCAUCAUCUGGGGAGGGGUAAAAAAUACGUGCAUCGACAUCGUCCUCGCCAUCUGUGCCAACGUCCGACCCCGCGCCCCCCAAGCCGCUGCCGACCUGGUCUCUGCCCUGCAGCUCUACCCAGGCUCGCUCUCGUGCCAGUGUCGCGCUGAGCCUCCCGACGGGAACCUCGAUCCGUACGCGCUCUGCCUGCGCAUGCACAAGGCGGUGGCCCUCGCUGCGGCAGAGGUGGAUGCCAGCGGACCCGACCGCCGCGACAGCGUCGGCGUGCGCCUCUUUGAGCUGCAGUUAUCGCGGCUCAACGGCGACAUCGACAAGCUCGCCGACGCCGCGGGGGCGUGCUCACGCAUCACAAACACGCCAGUUCCGCUCUCGUACUCGCGACACACCUCGCGCUUCCUCACAGUCUGGCUGGGCACGCUCCCCUUUGUCCUGGCGGGCGCGGUCGGCGCGCGCCUCACUCUGCCUUGCGUGAUCGUCGCCUGCUGGCUGCUCCUCGGCAUCGAGGAGCUCGGCCACCUGAUCGAGCAGCCGUUCGAGGUGCACAGCCACCUUGGCGAGGUGCGCAAGCUGAAGGACAGCGAGUCGUACGACGUUGGAGUGCCCACGCGCAGCCUCGCCAACAACAUCGUCCUCGGCUGCCAAGCGCUCGUUGACCUCAAGGAGCCGGCGACCCCGCACAGCCCGCCACCCGCGGCCCAGGAGCUCCAGGAAGCUUGA